AUGGGGCGAAUUCUGGCGGACGAGGCGCGGGGGGAUGUGCUAGUGAUCGACGGCCGGCAGGUGGCGGGCGGCGGCGACGUGGCAGCGCUAUGGGGCGCAUGCGAGGAGAGGGUGGCCGUUAGGGGCGCGCGCAGCGUGGAGUGGAGUGCAGAGGGCGUGCUGCGCAAGAAGCUCACCACACCGCAUGCCAUCUCCCAGGUGCUGCGCUCAUGCCAUUUCUCAUGCCGUCUCCCAGCCUGGGGCGAGCUACAUGCAACGGGUCAAGCUGAUGGGCAAAGCGGCCUCUUUGCUCGCCCGUGUGGCAGCGAUGGGGUGGUGGCUGUUAUGGUCCCCUUCGGUCAAUCGCCUCUCCCCUCCCCCCCUGCACCCCUCGUUGCUCUGCUCCCUCGCCACCCUUCUUGCACGUUGUUUCAAACUCUCUCACCCUGCCUGCCCUGCCCCCUGCCCUCCCUGCCCGCCCUGCCCCCCUGCGCCCUGUCUGUCCCGCAUGCAGGUGACAUGCACGAGAUGCUGCUGCCCUUCACCUGCUCGCGCCUCUGGCCGCUCCCCAUCGGCCUGCUGCUGCAGCCCCUGCCAUCCCAGCCGUCUCUGCCGUCUCAGCCAGCACACACACACGCCUUCCACUCACCCACACCUCUCCCCACCCACCCCCUCGCCCCCUCCCCCGCCGCACCGUUUCCGCCCUCCCCUCCCUUUGCCUUCCCCAUCCCCACUGCUGCCACUGCUCCCUUCCCCUCGCCCGCCUCCCCCAUUCCGUUCCCCGCUCUCUCCCCCCACACGCCUGCCAUCACCCCCUCCCUUCCUGCACCUGCCACUGCCGCCACCGCCGGUGCUGGUGGGGCAGCUGGCGGGCAGGCAGGGCGGGCAGCAAGUGGCGCGAUGGGUGCUGCUGACUGGGCGGAUGGGGCAGUGGGUGGGGCGCACAUGGGGGGUGCUUUCAUGGAGGCAGGGUGCUUCACGCUCUCACAUGCUCAUGAGGAACUGCAGCCGGUGGGCAUGGAGGGCGGGCCGCCAUGGCAGCAGGGAGGAGGGGGCGAGGAGGUGCUCUGGUCGUCCACCGAGGUGCCGCUGCUCGCCACCUUCAACCACGCCCGCCGCCAGCACUCCGUGUGGCACCUGCGCUACCUCCCACACCGCUUCCUGCACCAAUCACCUGUCGCCACGUCAGCAGCAGAGCUGGACCCGCUACUUGCGGGGCUGAGCCCCGUGUCUCCAGCAACAGCUGCAGCUGCUGGGAGGGCGGGGGGGGUGAGGGCGGGGGGCCAGGAGGGUGUGGCGGCAGGGAGAGGAGGGGGUGUGGGUGGGGAUGCGGGCAUGGUGGGCGAUCUGAGGCUGCAGGCGGGGCGAGGGGAUGGUGAGGGCAGCGUGGGCAGUGGGGGAAGGCGGGGGAGGGGAGGCGGAAGAGGAGACGUGGCAGCAGCGGCAAAGCUGAGUCGCUUCGCGGGGGGUGGGGGGGACGGGUUGCCUGCUGGAGGGGUGGGGGUUAGAGCAGCAGCUGGACAGGAGGGACACGUCCGGCGGAGCAUGGAGGGGCAGGCAAGGGGGGGAGGGGCGGGGGAGAAGGAUGGGGUGGCUGCAGAGGCAAGGGCGGGAGGCGAGAGGUGGGAUCCGGAGGGAGAGGGCGGAGGGUGGUGUGUGCGCAUGUCUCGUGUGUGGACGGGCCUCACAGGCCAGGACAAGGCCUCCCACGUCCUGCUGCUCUCCCACACCCCUCUUCCCUCCUCUCCCCCCGCCCCCUCCUCUCCAUGCCCCCACCGCACCUCACUCCCUCCCGCCAUCGCGCAUCUCCUCAGCCCCUCGCCCCCCCGUGGCUCCGCCUCCCUUGCCUUCUGCUCACCCGCUAGCCAGCGCGUGUGGGUGCGACACGUGGCGUAUGGGGGGGCAGGGGACGGUCCGGGCGAAGGGGAGGCGGAGGAGGAGGAGAGCAGGGCCGAUGGGGAAGGGGGGAGUGGGGGAGGCGGGGAUGAGGGCAGGGGGAGGGUGGUGCACAUGGAGGGGCGGCGCUGCUGGUCGGUGGAGGCUGUCUCCGCUGUGGCUCUGAGCCACACAGCUCCCGUCACCCCUCUGCACCGCAUCAAUCGCUUUCUCCUGGUUGCGGACCGGCAUGGCUCGCUCACGCUGAUGCACGGCCCUUUGCUGCUCUGGCGGGCGCCCUGCACCACCUUCCUCGUGCACCAUGGCAUCCACGUGGACCAAUCAGAGCUCGCCACGUGUCCCCUGCGCCUGUCUGCCCCUCUGGGCGACCGCGUGUCCAUUGUUCUCCCCAACAACCAGGAGCAUCGCUUCCAAGUCAAGCUAGCAGUCGCAGCUUACCUGCCUGCCAGGUGUCUCACUGCCAUUCGUGCAAGCCCCUUCCCCCGCCGCCUCUCCCACGACCUGCGCUGCACCCUGCUCACCGCGCGCCUCUGGCGGCUGCAGCACAAGGGGGAGGAGAAGGCAGACGGGAGUGUGGAGAGAAGUGGUGCGGCUGGUGGCAGGCAGCGGGUGGAGCUUGUGAAGCUGUGUGCGCUGGUGGGCGCAGCUGGUGGCGCUGCUGAUGGUGCAGAGGGAGGGGAGGGGGAGGAGUGGCACACACUGCUGUGUGUGGUGGAGGAGUGGAUUGAAGCGGCGCUCGUGGGGGAUGGUGCUCUCAGUGGCACUGGCAGGCAGGGCGCAGAGGGAGAGGUUGAGCAAGGGGGGGAGGCAAUGGAGGUGGAUGGUGAGGCUGACAGGGGCAGUGCAGGCAGGGGGGCACAGGGAGGCGCGGCCAAGGGGGUAAGGCGGAGCAAUGCAGAGUUGGGGGAGGGGAGGGAAGAAACAGCAGGUGGGGAGGGGGGAGACGAGGUGCAGCAGUCAGCAUGGGAGCAGCUGCUAGAAAGCCAGCACCACCGCCACCUGCUGCUCGCUGGUGCCCCCCCCUGGAUGCCCUUCCCCCUCCCCUCGCCCCCAACCACCGCGCAUGCUGCGCCUCCUCGCCCUGCUGCUGCUAGCUCUGCUACAGAGGGCAGUGCGCGGGGAGGGGAGAGAGGGGGGAACGGGGAGGGCGUGCAGGUGGGGGGAGAGUGGGGCGAGGGCGGGGAGGGUGUGGGGGUGGGCGAGUUGGUGGAGUUGCUGCGGGCGCUGCACGGCGUGUAUGAGGAGAGCCGCCUUGAUGCCCUGUGCCGCAGCUCGCUGCCCCGUCUGGCAGCGCUGGUGUGGGUGCUGGCAGCAGUGCUGGGCGCGCAUGACUUGUGCGACCACUACCAGCGCCACCACCCCUCCCUCUCCCUCCUCGCACGCUCCUUCCCCCCCAUUCUGUCAGAGCGCGCACUGCCCCCCCACCCCACACUGCCAUCCGUCGUGCCAUGUGUCUUCACCUGGUUGGCUCGCACCGUGCAGUACGGUCCAAAGCAUGCCGCCCCUUGGCUGGCGUGGAUGCCGCCCUCCUUGCUGUCCGCUGCCGCCCAGCCCAUGCUGGACAGCGCAGGGCAGGUGGCAGAGAAAGUGGGGGAAGAGGAGGUGGGCAAUGGGGAGGGGAGAGGCAGAGAGGCGAGUGUACAGCAGGGAGCGAGGGAGGGCGAGUGGUGGGAGGAGUGGGAGGGCGAGUGGUGGGAGGAGUGGGAGGGCGAGUGGUGGGAGGAGUGGGAGGGCGAGUGGUGGGAGGAGUGGGAGGGCGAGGGGGAAGGCGGGCCUGGGCUGCUGCCCCUGGUGGUGCCGCUCUUCUCGCUGCUCUUCCCCCGCGGUGCCUGGACCCGCCCUGCUGCCCGCCCGCCCUCCAAGGCCAGGCACAAGCCGGCGGUGAGGGAGGAGGCGUCAGGUGGAGGGAAGGCAGGCACUGACAAGGGAGGGAAAGGGGGAGCAGCAGGGGGUGAGAGUGAGGGCGAGAGAGUGGUGACUGCAGCUGGGGGCGAUGGUGUAGCGGGGUUGAGUGAGCGGUGUGUGGCAGCCAUGGUGGCGGCACACAUGGGGAGGUCCGACCUCCAGAGGCUGCCCCCUGCCGUCGCCCUGCCCCUUCUACAGGCACUGCACGUGUGCAGGGAAAACCCUCCCCCAGGCUGGCCAGCAGCGGCAUACGUGUUGGUGGGGAGAGACGACCUGGCUGCCACCGCCACCGCCUGCCUGCACUGCUUCUCCCUCCGCCACUCGCCGCUGCCUCGCUGCCCCUCCCCUCACUCGCAUCUCAGCAGCGCUAAGGAAGCCACCAUCACCGCAAGCGCGCCACCGCGCACCACUGCACCGCCCCUUUCCCCACACUCCCUUUCGCCUCUCGCCUUCUCCUUCCCUCCCACUGUGCUCGUGCGCCCACUCUCCCCCUUCCCCUCGUCCCCCCACUCCGCCCUGCACCCCUCUCUCGCCCUCCCCGGAUCCCACGCCUCUCAAGGCCUUGCCUCCGCCUCAGGGGUGGGCGUGGGGGGCAUGGGGGCGGGGGCGGGCAGCGGAGUGGGGGUGGGGGGGGCAUCGGACGCGACUGGGGUGGGAGGGGGAGGGGCGGGAGUGGAGGGCGCAGGGGGAGAGGGCAUGGUGGCGGACGGCAUGGAGCAUCUGCUGCUGCCGCCCGCCCGCUCCCUGCUCGCCCUGCGCUUCCCCUGUGACCUUCGUCUUGCUGAGGUGCGUCGCCUGCUGUGCUCUGCGCGCCCAGUGCCCCUGCCGGCCGCCGCUGCUUCUGAUUCCACCGACCCCGACGCCCUCGCCGCCCACCAGGCGCGGCUAUGGCAGGUGGCGCAUCGCACGGUGGCGCUACCGCUGGGCCGCGCUGCCUUCACCUUCGCCACCGCCCCGCCCACCCUCACCCAGGCCCUGUCGGUCCCCAAGCUGGUGCUGGCGGGGCGCUUGACGGCGCAGAACGACGCCACGGUGGGGCUGGACGGCACGCUGGGCAACCUAUCAGAGCUCGCCACGUGGCCGGAGUUCCACAAUGGAGUGGCAGCCGGCCUCAAGCUCGCCCGUGUGCCCCCGGGCACAGUCACACGGGCAUGGGUGGUGUACAACCGGCCAGCGGAGGCGAGCAGUGCACACGGGGGGUUGCUCAUGGCGCUGGGGCUGCGCGGCCACCUGCGUGUGCUCGCCCCCACCGACUUCUUCCGCGACCUUGCCCUCGAGCACGAGGCGACGACGGUGGGCGUGCUGCUGGGCGCUGCUGCGUCGUACCGCGCUACCAUGGACGCCAAUAUCUGCAAGAUGCUCUAUCUGCACAUCCCAUCGCGCCACCCUCCGUCCUUCCCCGACCUCGAGCUCCCUCCCUCCAUUCAGACGGCAGCGCUGGUGGGCGUGGGGCUGCUGCACAUGGGGUCAGCGCACCGCCUCACCACUGAGAUCCUGCUAGACGAGAUAGGGCGCAAGCCAGAGGGGGAGGGCAGCAUGGAGAGGGAGGGGUACUCUCUUGGGGCUGGCCUCGCUCUGGGGCUAGUCACCCUCGUCAGACACUCGGUGGUUUCUAUGCCUGUCUCGAUUAUCUGGCGCACAUCUACUCCUGUCUCCUCACCUUCGCCCAUCUCUUUGUUUCCUGCGCCCUCACACCUGCGCCCUCACACCUGCGCCCUCACACCUGCGCCCUCACACCUGCGCCCUCGCACCUGCGCCCUCACACCUGCACCCUCGCACCUGCGCCCUCACACCUGCGCCCUCGCACCUGCGCCCUCGCACCUGCGCUCUUCAACAUGCCUCGAACGCCCACGGCGGGACACACACAGGCACGGCAGGGAGGGCGUGGGGGCUGUGGGACCUGCGGAUGGAGGACCGAUUGCAACGCUACUUCUCUCCCGCCCUCGACCCUUCCGUAUGCCCCUCCUCCUCACUCCCUUCUGCUCCUCGCUGCUCCCUUCCCUUGCUCAUUCGUCUCCUCACUCCCUUGGUCUCCUCACUCCCUUCGUCUCCUCACUCCCUUCGUCUCCUCACUCCUUUCGUCUCCUCACUCUCUUGUCGAACAACGAGGCGGUGGCGGCGCGCCUGGCCCCGCCAGCAACGCACUUCGCCCUCGAGUUUGUGCGCCCCGACUUCAUCCUCCUGCGCGUCCUCGCGUGCUCCCUCAUCCUCUGGGACAGGUGCGCUCAUCCUCUGGGACAGGUGCGCUCAUCCUCUGGGACAGGUGCGCUCAUCCUCUGGGACAGGUGCGCUCAUCCUCUGGGACAGGUGCGCUCAUCCUCUGGGACAGGUGCGCUCAUCCUCUGGGACAGGUGCGCUCAUCCUCUGGGACAGGUGCGCUCAUCCUCUGGGACAGGUGCGCUCAUCCUCUGGGACAGGUGCGCUCAUCCUCUGGGACAGGUGCGCUCAUCCUCUGGGACAGGUGCGCUCAUCCUCUGGGACAGGUGCGCUCAUCCUCUGGGACAGGUGCGCUCAUCCUCUGGGACAGGUGCGCUCAUCCUCUGGGACAGGUGCGCUCAUCCUCUGGGACAGGUGCGCUCAUCCUCUGGGACAGGUGCGCUCAUCCUCUGGGACAGGUGCGCUCAUCCUCUGGGACAGGUGCGCUCAUCCUCUGGGACAGGUGCGCUCAUCCUCUGGGACAGGUGCGCUCAUCCUCUGGGACAGGUGCGCUCAUCCUCUGGGACAGGUGCGCUCAUCCUCUGGGACAGGUGCGCUCAUCCUCUGGGACAGGUGCGCUCAUCCUCUGGGACAGGUGCGCUCAUCCUCUGGGACAGGUGCGCUCAUCCUCUGGGACAGGUGCGCUCAUCCUCUGGGACAGGUGCGCUCAUCCUCUGGGACAGGUGCGCUCAUCCUCUGGGACAGGUGCGCUCAUCCUCUGGGACAGGUGCGCUCAUCCUCUGGGACAGGUGCGCUCAUCCUCUGGGACAGGUGCGCUCAUCCUCUGGGACAGGUGCGCUCAUCCUCUGGGACAGGUGCGCUCAUCCUCUGGGACAGGUGCGCUCAUCCUCUGGGACAGGUGCGCUCAUCCUCUGGGACAGGUGCGCUCAUCCUCUGGGACAGGUGCGCUCAUCCUCUGGGACAGGUGCGCUCAUCCUCUGGGACAGUUCCUUUCCUCCACUCCCCUCCCUCCACUGCAGCGUGCGGCCGUCAGACGAGUGGGUGGCAGCACAGGUGCCGGGCAUCAUCCGUGCCGCUGUGGCCGCCACCGGGGGAAGGGGCGAAGGGGGGAGUGAGGGGGAGGAUGAGGAGGGGCGGGGCGUGGGGAAGCGGGGAGGGGAGGGGGGAGGGGAGGGGGGAGGGGAGGGGGAGGCGGAUGUGGAUGAGGAGGCCAUGGCUCUGGCGCUGUGCAACGUGCUGGCGGGGUGCUGCCUGGCGCUCGGUGAGUUGACCCAUGCCAUUGCCCUGGGUGCCUGGCAGCUGGGCGGGCUGAGUCUAGUGAGGCAGGAAGAGUGUGGGGAUAGAGAAGGGCUGCGCUAUGCGGGUUCAGCCAAUGGCGAGGCGGAGAAGCUUCUGCGGCGCUAUGCGCUGCUCUUCUUCCUCCUCCGCGAGCGCCGGCCCCUCACGGCCGUGGCCUGCCCGUUCGCCGUGCCGCUGCUGCACUGGCGGGCGCUGCUGGACGCGCGCACCCUCGACACUGCUGUCAACGCUGCCGUGCUCUCCCUCUCCCUCGUUAUGGCAGGCACGGGCCAUCUACCUUCGCUGCGUUUGUUACGAUUCUUCCACCGUCGCACCGCUGCUGCUGCCGAUGCCGCUGCUGUCAACGCCGCCACCACCUAUGGCUCGCACAUGGCGGUGAGCAUGGCGAUCGGUUUCCUGGGCCUGAGUGCCUGCCAGGCCACCUUCUCCACGUCGCCCCCUGCUGUGGCGGCGCUGCUGCUCGCGCUCUUCCCGCACUUCCCCUCCUCGCCCGCCGACCACCGCUGCCACCUGCAGGCGUUGCGGCACUUCUGGGUGCUGGCGGUGGAAGAGAGGGCGUUCGUGGAGGCUGUGGACGUGGACACGUGGCAGCCUGUCAUUGCUCCACUGCACCUCACCCUCAAGUCCUCUGACUCGUCCACUCCAACCGCGCUGUCGCUGCAUACGCCGUGCCUGCUGCCGCCGCUGCCUCAGCUGAGGGAGCUGCGGCUGUGUGGCGGCAACUUCUGGCCACUGCGAGUGGCAGCGAGGAUAGCAGACCCUUCCCGCCCGUCCCUGCGAGCCAUGAGGAGGAGGCGGCGAGGGGGGCAUGGUGCAGUCGCUGCAGGGGGGGGUGGGGGGCGGAAGGCGGUGGGGAGCGCAAUGGGAGCGGGUGUAGGUGGGGAGGGCAGUGGGGGCCGGCACCUGGUGCUGCUGGUGAAGGGGCGGGGGGCACAGGCUGGCAGCGGCGGUGCUGCAGCAGUGGGGGAGACGGGAGACCCCAGGUCCCGCAUGGGGGAGGAGGUGAGCGCUCAUGUGCGCUUGCAUGCUCCCUGCCCCCCUCACUGCCCCUUCCCCCCCUUUCCCCUUCAUUACAGCACUUGA
Molecule: messenger RNA, 8319 nt
Organism: Closterium sp. Naga37s-1
Lineage: Eukaryota; Viridiplantae; Streptophyta; Zygnematophyceae; Desmidiales; Closteriaceae
Source: the annotation of a GenBank genome assembly